Molecule: messenger RNA, 297 nt
Organism: Sphenostylis stenocarpa
Lineage: Eukaryota; Viridiplantae; Streptophyta; Magnoliopsida; Fabales; Fabaceae
Source: the annotation of a GenBank genome assembly
AUGAAGGGAGGUGUGGUGGCACGAUUCACGAUGAAGGGGAGAAAAAAUAGUGGCGCAGUGGCUUGCGGAGGGGCUAGGGCUGUCGUGCACGACUCAAAUGCGUUGAUUCCGGUGCGGUGGUUAGGCUGGACUAGAGAGAGUGGAUGGGAGCUUGUUGCUGCUGGUGCGGUGGCUGUGGGAUUGCCGAGGGAGGCCACGGUGGCUCGCGAAGGGUUAGGGCUACUGCGCGUAGCUAAGGUCAGUCGUGGUUGGUCACGCGGUGGCGAAUUUGGGGUUGAAAUUGACGAGAAUCUGUGA